CGCGAGAGAAGGCGAAAAGUAAGAACAGCCUCUUCCGCAGACUUCGGCGUGGAUCAGGGCUCACGGUAAGCAAGGCACAAUAUGGUUCAAAAGUAGGAUGCUUCGCCUCUUUUGCGACAGGCUGUGUCUCUUUUUCUUUGAAAUCCCACGUACGCGCAGCCUGCUCCUCGGUGCUCGUUUCUGACAUCAGUCAAGUACUCUCCUUUUUUGCCUUGGUU
Messenger RNA from Aureobasidium pullulans EXF-150, 218 nucleotides. RefSeq lists its product as uncharacterized. The transcript has a single exon. Lineage: Eukaryota; Fungi; Ascomycota; Dothideomycetes; Dothideales; Saccotheciaceae. The record is from RefSeq and is a predicted model, not a curated record. The annotation marks the transcript as partial.